Messenger RNA from Strongyloides ratti, 681 nucleotides. Its product is annotated as Protein twist. Bases 1 to 681 code for a protein of 226 amino acids. The record is from RefSeq and is a predicted model, not a curated record. The transcript is spliced from 2 exons. Gene Ontology annotation, biological process: developmental process; regulation of transcription by RNA polymerase II. NCBI's taxonomy places the organism in Eukaryota, Metazoa, Nematoda, Chromadorea, Rhabditida, Strongyloididae. Gene Ontology annotation, molecular function: DNA-binding transcription factor activity, RNA polymerase II-specific; RNA polymerase II transcription regulatory region sequence-specific DNA binding; protein dimerization activity.
AUGGUUGCACAUAAAAGGCAUAUGGUUGCUAGAAAAAAAGGUCAAAGUGAGGAAGAAGCAUUGGUACAGAGAGCUUCAGCAAAUCAACGUGAAAGGCAACGAACAAAGGAAUUAAAUGAUGCAUUUUCAAUGUUAAGAAGAAAAAUUCCAACAAUGCCUUCAGAUAAAAUGUCAAAAAUUCAUACCUUAAAAGUUGCAGCUGAAUAUAUAACAUUUCUUGGAAUUUUAUCAAAGACAAAUGAAACAAUAGAUGGAAAUAAAGAAUUAAUUAAUAAUGUUGAAAUAUUUACAAAUGAAAAUGGUGAUAUCAAUUUUCAGGGAGCAUUUAAUAUGUGGAGAAAUGAAUUUCCAACACCAUCCUUAGCAUAUGAUGAAAUAGAUAAAAGAAGAAGUAGUAAUUAUAUUCAAUGUGAAUCAAAUACUUCUUCUAAUUCAGGAAAUUUUGUAAAUAAUAAUUAUAUUUCUCAGAUAAAUCAAUAUAGUCCUUGGUUUGGAUCAAAUCACCUAUGGAGAGAUGAAUUUCAAAAUCAGGAAAAAAAUGUUUCAUCAAAUACUUGGUAUAAUCAAACUUUACCAUCUCCAUCAAUAACAUCUGGUAUAGUUAAUAAAGAAUCUUCAUCUUUCUCAAAUAAUUAUAAUUCUUUAUUACCCAGCUCUUCUAUUGUUUCAUAUUCAAUAUAA